This is a messenger RNA of Trichomycterus rosablanca, 3663 nucleotides long. RefSeq lists its product as uncharacterized. The transcript has 7 exons. Gene Ontology annotation, molecular function: protein binding. Lineage: Eukaryota; Metazoa; Chordata; Actinopteri; Siluriformes; Trichomycteridae. The record is from RefSeq and is a predicted model, not a curated record. The coding region runs from base 141 to 3266 and encodes 1041 amino acids.
GACAUUUCAGCAUCCUUGAUUUCAUCCCAGGAUCUGAGACAUUGUUGAUCGUCCUGAUGUUGACCUGUUUACACGCGUACACAACACGGAAACGGAUCUAGACCUAGUUUCGUUUUAAAACCAGACCUAAACCAGGAGAAAUGGCCGAUGAGAGCUCACACGCAGGCGAUGAGACACGCUUGUGCCACACGGAGCUACAUCAGCACUUCUCCGGCUACCUCAACGGCGCCUCCUCUUCCUCCUACGCCUCUUCGUCGCCCUUCUUCGAGACCAUUUGCGGCUCUUUGUACCGUAAAAAGUUAGAGAAAGGUCAGGUGCAGUACCGCGAGGUGCUGGCCGAGGACAAGCGGCUCCAACUCAUCCAGGCUUUUCACGUCAAGACACCCGGGGCGCCUCACCACACCCUGGAGGACACGUACCGCCUGGUCGCCGAGCACUACUGGUGGGAAGGAAUGUAUUUUCAGGUGAGAGACUUUGUUCUGAGCUGUGAUGAAUGCCAGCUGAUGUGGAAUAAAAAAGUAGAUUGCUCAGAAGUAAGAAAUGUCUCCAAGAUGGUGAAAUCACAUAGCCAUAAAGUUCUAAGCAAGCUGAACAGUCAACGAGAAACUGGGCUGUUUUGUGACAUCACACUUAAAACGGGCAACGGACACUCGUUUGUUGCGCACAAGGCUGUGUUGGCAGCUGUAAGUGAAUAUUUCCAGGAAUUAUUUACCGAGAUGGACUCUGCUGCAGAACCUCAGCCGCAUGUUGACCUUACGGGUUUUAGUGAGGAAAGUUUGCUUGCUUUGCUUGAAUUUUCCUAUACUUCCACAUUGACACUGAACUUGGGUACUCUGAUGGAAGUAGCUGCAAUGGCUCGCCACCUUCGCAUGUGGCCUGCCCUGGAGGCCUGUUCUGCUCUCCAGAGUGAGCAAGAGGCUGGCCUGCAAUCUGCCAAACUGUCGACACCCGUUGAAGCAUCCUCUGCAAUGUCUGGUUCCUCCUUCAUGAACAGCUUCUCUUUAGACAGGACAGUGGGGUCUAAAAGAAAGAGGGAGAAGGGCCGGUUUGGGGUUUCUUUGCAGAACAGAGCCCACAUGGUAGAAGGCACAGAUGAAUCUGACCAAGAAGGUUGGUCUGCCCAAACAGGACCCACUCAGUGUCAAAGCCAGGUCCUCUUCAGUCCCCAGGCAGAAGAUAAUGGAUUUCCCUGCAGCCCAACACGGCGGAUGAAACUUAUGGACUUCAAAUCUCCAUCCAGCAAAAGGAAACUAUCCCCUCGGCCGUCUUCAUCAGUCAUUUCCUCGAGUCCGUCCACUGCCACUCGGUCGUCCUCUCCAUCCCGCAGGCUGCUCCGUUCCUCCCCAGGAGCUGCACUUGCCCUUCGUAGACUCCUGCCCAAAAUUGACCUCGCUACCAAGAGGAAGAGAAAGUCCUCUUCUUUUCACCGGCCCUAUAGGGUAAAGUCCGAUAACUCUGCGACACAGGUUACACCAGUAAAGGUGAAGCAGGAGGCUGAAGUGGAGGAUAUGUGCUGCAUUGUUCCACAGGAUGAAGUGCACAGUCCUCGUGCUCAGGAGAAAUAUCGCCUACUUAGUUUUCUUGGCUUGCAGCGGAGGUCCCUAGUUCCUGGCCCAGAGGAGAGGGCAGGUUGGGGGCAAAAGAAAAGGCUCAGGAAACUUAAAGUAAGUGACUACUCUCUCACAGUCCGACGUAAACCACGUACCCAAAGUCAAGGUAGCUAUGCAACUAAUCUGGGAGGCUUUGUAGGUGUCAGCUCAUCUCUUUCUCUCUGUGACAUGACCAGAAUGGAUCUUCUCAAUAAAGUAAUAAAAGUAGAACCUCAGGUUGGCUUAGACAAGAGAUCAAAGAGGAAACUAGACACAAUCGGGCAAAUAGAGCAGUUAAGUGUCAGAACCACACGCAGCCAGUCACUGCAUGCAGGGUCCUUUAAUGACCGUCCGUUGAGAAGCCAUUCCAGGCGUUCAGGCAAUCCGCUACCUCAACCUGCAGGCAGAGAAAGGGUCACAGUACGAGAAGCUCAUGCCUUACCAAAGAAAACGUCUUUCAAGACAAAGGAGGAACCCACAGAAUACAUAAUUUCACAGCCUGCCCCAAGUGGUACCCGACGUCGCCAGGUGCCACCUGUGGCUUCCUCUAAAGCUAGAGUUUCAGCACCUAAGGUUGGUCCACCAGUCAGCCGACCAUCAGCAAUCACCACUACAGAAUCUAAAAGCAAGGUGCAUUAUAACAUGGAAUCUACAACAACCGACAAGCACAAACUCAUCAGACAAAACCAAUCUGUCCGAGAAAAGUCCAAACAAGGACAGAAUAGUUUAAAAGUAAGAAUUCAACCAGAGCAAAGUUGCAUGGCUAAGGUCAAAAAGAACAAAAAGAACAUGUCACAUGAAAAGAAAAUAGAAGAAAAUGCUACAGAUGUACAGGGUACCAGAGGUUGGAAUCUUUCCAAUACCAACCACGAGCACUACAACAAUCCGCUUUACAAAGCUAUAAAAGAAGAGCCAGCUGACCCUUUACCCCUGACGCAGUCCUUCUUAACUAGUGAUGUCUCAGACCUCGGUAAACGUCAGAGCAAACCACCUGUAAAACUGCUGGACCAGGGUUUUCUUUUUGGGCUCUGCCGACCACCUGGAGGAAUUAAAAGAGAGGAGGAGAGUGUGGACAUCUGCUUGACCCGCUCUGUCUCGCACAGUAGCACCUCCCACAGCAACAUGUCACCUGCCGCUGUCCGAAGAGAUCGCAUACAGGCAAGGCUCUCGUCGGAUGGAUCUGGCCUAAAUGGCCCUCACUGGGCUGGACUUGGAAACAGGUCAACGUCAUCUUCUCGAGGAUUGUUUCUCCGUGUGAAGAAGGAAGAGGAGAAAACGAGCAUAUCUCAUCACUCAAAAGCCAUUAGAAGUACUUCACAGCUUUCAGUCGGCAAGAAAAGCUGUAAAGUUAAAAAAGAGCCACCAAAGACCAAGAAGUUGCACCCUGUGAGCAGUCGGCGCACCGUCAUGAUGGAGUCCAUCCGACAGGCUUGUGUCAACCAGCCUAAGCCCACCCGGGGCCAGGCCUCCAGUGGAGUCCACUCUUGCCUGCAGUGUAGAGCAUCCUAUAGGGACUGUGAUAGCCUCAUCAUGCAUCGAAUCAGGCACAUUGAAGGCAAACACUGGCCAUGUCCGCUGUGCAGCAAGACAUUCUUCAGAGAGAUCAAUGUGAGAAAUCACAUAAAGACACACAAUCCUAAACUCUACAAAUGUCGCCAAUGUAUUGCUGCUUCCUAAGGUGGAGAACACUGAGACGAGACAGUGAAGGAGGAUUUUUUUUUUUUAUUAUAAUUUCCAGAAAUAUGAAACUGUAAAUACCUUAAAUGUGUAACAUGAGAAUGAAGUCCAGUCUAUAGUUGUAAUUAUGGUUAUUGGCAUUGUGUGAUUUCUUCUGUACAAUUAUUGUAAUUGUUAUUUAAAUAACCAAACUUAAAAAAGUUUUGCCGUUGCUGUAGAUGCGAAAUUUGAACCAGUGACGUUUCUCUCAGGGGGUGGAGCCCAAUGAUAAUGGUAAUAUUUGUAAAUGAGGAUUGUGUAGAAUGCUUUAAGAUGAUUACUACUAUUGUAAUUACUGCAAUUAUGUUAUUAUUGUUAUUAUAAUUAUUUUUAUAAAUAGUAUAAUCUUUUGAGUGCA